This is a messenger RNA of Peronospora matthiolae, 204 nucleotides long. Lineage: Eukaryota; Oomycota; Peronosporomycetes; Peronosporales; Peronosporaceae. The record is from the annotation of a GenBank genome assembly.
AUGUUUGCAAUGUGUACGCUAGGCCACCCGCGUCGAGGUGUCAGUUUACUGAUGCGCAGUUGCGGGGCCGGCGCUGGAGUCCACGAAGCCGAGCUUUUAGCUGUUGAAGAUCUGGCCAAACCGUUUAGUAGCCCUGAUAAAUGGGCAAAUGGCGCAGCGACACUGGUUGUGCAGCAAUCAGCCGAUAGCGCUCAGCUGCGGUGA